CGUUUGCUGAAAACACGUUUUUCCGGUCUCUGCCUCUGCCUCUGCCUCUGCCCCUGCCAGGAAAACUCUCAUCUGGGUGCCUGAUUGCCAGAGAAAUUUCGAUGAGGUGCUUCGACUUGAAAACUACUUAUUAUUGUUUAAGUGCUACGAGGGUCUUUAACAAUUGAGAUCGACAAAAGGUGGGGUUCAUUGAUAUUUGAGUUUCUCCAGUGGCCUGAAAAAGCAGUACAGGCAACAUGUCUUCAUCAAUAAAAGGAAUGGCUAUAAGAUCACCUCUUGAUGACAAAGUACAUGGCUUAGUGAAGAAGAGAUACACAGAAGAAUUGGGAUUUGUUGGGGUGAACCAGCUUGCUGUUCAACUGAAUCUACUGGGUUCUUGUUUGGCUCAAAGCAGUAGCUCCUCCAAACCAAACAUUAAAGCAAUGCCAUUGCACAAGAAGAGUUUUUGUCAUUGUCAAGUCACAACUCACAGAAUUCCAAUAACUAAAAAGAGAGUUUUCACCUUUGGCAAAGGAAGGAGCGAAGGGAACAAGACCAUGAAAUCAUUGUUGGGUGGGAAAGGUGCAAAUCUUGCAGAAAUGGCAAGCAUUGGUUUAUCAGUGCCACCAGGUCUUACAGUUUCAACUGAAGCAUGUCAAGAAUAUCAAGAAAAUGGAAAGAAGCUCCCUGAGGGUCUUUGGGAUGAGAUUCUAGAGGGCCUAAAAACCAUUGAAAAGGAAAUGGGUGCUUCCCUUGGUGAUCCAUCCAAACCCCUUCUCCUAUCGGUUCGGUCUGGUGCCGCGAUUUCCAUGCCUGGCAUGAUGGACACUGUGCUAAAUCUUGGUCUCAAUGAUGAAGUUGUUGUUGGAUUGGCUUCAAAGAGUGGAGAACGAUUUGCAUAUGAUUCAUAUAGACGAUUUCUUGACAUGUUUGGUAAUGUGGUCAUGGGUAUUCCACAUUCUCUAUUUGAGGAGCAAUUGGAAAGACUGAAAGCUGUAAAGGGAGUGUCUCUCGAUACUGAAUUGACCUCAGAGGAUCUUAAAGAAUUGGUUACUAAGUACAAGAGGGUAUAUGUUGAUGCUAAAGGGCAAGAGUUCCCUUCAGAUCCGAGAAAUCAACUGUAUGCUGCAGUUUUAGCAGUUUUUGAUUCAUGGGACAGCACAAGAGCCAUAAAAUACAGGACCAUAAACAGAAUAAGUGGGUUAAAAGGAACAGCAGUGAACAUUCAAUCCAUGGUUUUUGGGAAUAUGGGUAGCACUUCAGGCACUGGUGUUCUCUUCACAAGAAACCCAAGUACUGGGGAAAAGAAGCUCUAUGGAGAAUUCCUCAUCAAUGCCCAGGGGGAGGAUGUUGUUGCUGGGAUUCGAACACCAGAAGAUCUUGACACUAUGAAGAACUGUAUGCCAGAUGCAUAUAAAGAGCUUGUCGAAAACUGUGAAAUACUUGAACGCCAUUACAAAGAUAUGAUGGACAUUGAAUUCACUGUUCAAGAAAACAGGCUAUGGAUGUUACAGUGUAGAUCCGGAAAGAGAACUGGUAAGGGUGCAGUGAAGAUUGCAGUGGAUAUGGUGAAGGAGGGCCUUAUUGACACUUCUUCAGCCAUUAAAAUGGUAGAAGCUAGGCAUCUAGAUCAACUUAUGCAUCCACAGUUUGAGAAUCCAUCGGCAUUCAAAGAGAAGGUGAUUGCUACUGGCCUGCCAGCAUCCCCUGGAGCUGCAGUGGGUCAAAUUGUGUUUCGCGGUGAUGAUGCUGAAGCAUGGCAUGCUCAAGGAAAGCCUGUCAUCCUGGUUAGGAUGGAGACUAGUCCUGAAGAUGUUGGUGGUAUGCACGCUGCGACUGGCAUACUGACUGCAAGAGGUGGCAUGACUUCUCAUGCUGCUGUGGUUGCUCGAGGAUGGGGGAAGUGUUGUGUUUCUGGUUGCUCUGAUGUACGUAUAAAUGAAGCUGAGAAGACGGUCGCAAUUGGGUCCCAAGUUCUGAGUGAAGGGGACUGGAUAUCACUUAAUGGGUCUACUGGAGAAGUGAUUCUCGGAAAGCAACCCCUCGCUCCUCCUACUCUCACUGGUGACUUAGAAUCUUUUAUGCAUUGGGUGGAUGAGAAAAGGAAGCUCAAGGUAAUGGCUAAUGCUGAUACACCUGAUGAUGCACUUACGGCGAGGAACAAUGGUGCGCAAGGCAUUGGACUUUGCAGGACAGAGCACAUGUUCUUUGCAUCAGAUGAAAGGAUAAAGGCCGUAAGGAAGAUGAUAAUGGCAGUCACUCCUGAGCAACGCAAGGAAGCACUUAAUCAGCUGUUGCCUUAUCAGAGGUCUGAUUUUGAAGGCAUUUUCCGUGCAAUGGAUGGUCUUCCGGUCACAAUCCGGCUUUUAGAUCCCCCACUGCACGAGUUCCUUCCAGAAGGAGACAUCGACGAGAUUGUCGUCGAGCUAGCUUCUGAUACGAACAUGACUGAAGAUGAAGUUUUCUCGCGCAUUGAAAAACUAAGUGAAGUUAAUCCCAUGCUUGGGUUUCGUGGCUGCAGACUGGGAAUUUCAUAUCCAGAGCUAACAGAAAUGCAAUCACGUGCUGUUUUUGAGGCAUCUAUUACUGUGACUCGUCAAGGUUUCCAGGUUUUUCCUGAAAUCAUGGUUCCCCUAGUUGGUACACCCCAGGAAUUAAAGCAUCAAGUGAAUGUGAUACGAAGUGUUGCAGAGAAGGUAUUUGCAGAGAUGGGUAGCUUUCUUAGCUAUAAAAUUGGGACAAUGAUUGAGAUCCCUCGGGCAGCUCUGGUGGCAGAUGAGAUAGCAGAUGAAGCAGAAUUUUUCUCCUUUGGGACCAAUGAUCUAACACAGAUGACGUUCGGAUAUAGUAGGGAUGAUGUGGGCAAGUUUUUGCCCAUUUACUUAUCCAAUGGUGUGCUUCAAAAUGAUCCUUUUGAGGUGCUGGAUCAAAGAGGUGUGGGUCAGUUGAUCAAGAUUGCAACAGAGAGAGGCCGUAGAGCUAGACCGGACUUGAAGGUUGGCAUAUGUGGAGAACACGGCGGAGAGCCUUCAUCGGUCGCGUUCUUUGCAGAGGCGGGUUUAGAUUAUGUCUCUUGUUCACCAUUCAGGGUACCAAUUGCUCGGUUAGCAGCAGCUCAAGUAGCUGUCUCAUAGUUCAACAUGCAUUUUGAGGAAGAAUUAUGGAUACAAUUGAUUAAAAUUACAGAAAGACAGUUACAUGCGGAAAUUAUAUUUGUAAAGUAAUCAUUGGCCAUAUAGGGAGUGUCUAUCUCCUGUUCUUUUUAGCUACACGAGGCAGCUUUGGAAACAUCACAAUCCCAUUUACUGUAAAAAUAAAAAAAUGAUGCAAUUUAUGUAGUAGUAUUGUUGCUUGUGGACUGUUUUGGUUUA
Molecule: messenger RNA, 3350 nt
Organism: Amborella trichopoda
Lineage: Eukaryota; Viridiplantae; Streptophyta; Magnoliopsida; Amborellales; Amborellaceae
Gene: PPDK
Product: pyruvate orthophosphate dikinase
Biological process (GO): phosphorylation; pyruvate metabolic process
Molecular function (GO): pyruvate, phosphate dikinase activity; kinase activity; ATP binding
Source: RefSeq, a predicted model, not a curated record